AUGGGUUACAAACAAAAGAAAUACAAAAACGGAGAGGAGUACAAUGGAGAGUGGAAUAACAAUAAGAGACAUGGUAUGGGUGUCCAUCAAUGGCCCGACAAUCGAGUUUAUGAAGGACAAUUUAAAGAUGAUUUAAUGCAUGGUCACGGAAAAUAUCAAUGGCCUGAUAAUCGACUCUACGAAGGAUCAUUCGUUCAAGAUCACAUGACAGGUCGAGGAUAUUACUUUCAAGAUAAACGAGAUCCCUUACUCGAAGAAAUUAGUGGGGAAUUUUUGAAUGGAGUUUUACAUGGUCGAGGAGUUUGUUUUAAAAAGAUUAUCACCAAUAAUAUCACAACUGGAUUAAUCAUAACAGUAGGAUAUUGUUGGAAUCGAGGUACAUUACAUCACGGAUUUGAAAUUAUUGUCGAUACAAAUAAUAUGGUACAAUCCAUCAAACAAUUCAAAUCAAAUUGCAAGUAUUCGUUUGAUCCUAGAGGAGGAGGCAUUGAUUAUUUUCAAGAUGAUUCUGGUGGAACAGUUGGUGCAGAACAAACACUUCAUUCACCAAAUGCUGCAACCUCAUUGAGAUCAGCAUCAACCUCACAAGAUAAAUUGAAUGGAACGAACAUUUCAAAUUCAGUUCCUCUUCUCAAUUUAAUGAAUAUAAGUACGAGUAGUGCCACCACAGCAGAUUCCAUUUCACCUCGAUUCAAUACAUCGACGACGACAACAACCACAGCAACCACAUGUUCCAAUCAACAACCACAACCACAACAACAAGGAUCCAUCACACCUCGAACACGAUCUUCACCUCGAACGCCACGCAAUGGUAGCCAUCUCAUCAAACCUUCUGGAACGACUGAAAUUAAAAUUGAUCAAAUUGAAUUUAUUGAUGCCAGUGAACUCGCUCAAGCCAAAGCAGAACUUUUAGAAAAACAAUCCAAUUUGGUGCAAGCAUGGAAAGAAAAAUUGAACAAUGUUCAGGAAAAGAUCAAAGCACUCUCGAAACAAAAAGCAAAUUUAGAGUCCAAAUUGGCAGAGGCAAAGGAAGAACUCACUUUUUAUCACAAUAAGGAUAUUGAAACAGAACAACGACUCUCUCAAUACAUUACACAACAUAAGGAAUUAUUUGAGGAAUAUGAAAUUGCGACCAAUUCAAAAUUCAAACACUUGAAACUAUUAUCAGUGAAUUGA
Messenger RNA from Naegleria lovaniensis, 1176 nucleotides. RefSeq lists its product as uncharacterized. The coding region runs from base 1 to 1176 and encodes 391 amino acids. The transcript has 3 exons. The record is from RefSeq and is a predicted model, not a curated record. NCBI's taxonomy places the organism in Eukaryota, Heterolobosea, Eutetramitea, Acrasida, Naegleriidae.